AUGUCCUACAACGACUCCAACGCUUUCGGCACCCAGGAUCGUUUCGACAGCACUCGUCAGGGUGAAUUCACCAAUACUGACAACACCCGCCGUGGUGGACUCAACGACAACACUACCAGCGGUUACGAUAAUACCACCCGCUCGGACAAUUACACUUCUGGCAAUGCCGGCACAGUAGGCUCUAACCCUACCGGCUUCACCGACAGCACUCAUACCAGCGGGCGCAAUCAAGACACCUACGGUAGCACGACUGCCGGUACUACCGGUACUACUACCACACCCGGCAAUUACGGCUCUUCGACCACUGGUGACAAGUACGGCUCGUCGAGGGCCGAUGACUUUGGAUCCUCCGAAGCCGAUAAUCACAGGACGACAAAUACCUACGGGUCGUCGAACACCAGUGACAACUACGGCUCAACUGACCGCACUCGUGGCACUGAUCUGAACACCCGAACCGGAGGACACGACUCAUCAAACACCACAAGUGGUUACAGCAACGACAACUAUGGGCCUACGACUGGUGUUACCGGUGCUACUGGCACUACUGGUACCAGUAGUACUACCGCCGGCUACGGUGCCGGGUCCACAACUGACAACUACGGCACCUCCCACACCGAUCGUCAUGGAAAGCCUAACACCGAUAAUUUUGGCAAUACCGACCGUGAUACAUAUGGACGUGGUACCAAUGCCACCGGGACUGACGAGUUUAACACUGGUCGUGGCAACGACCACAAGCCGACCAUGGGUGAAAAGGUCAAGGGCACCAUGGAGACCAUCCAAGGAAAAAUGACCGGAAAGCCCGAGGUAGUUGAGCGUGGCAAGGAGCGCAAGGCCGGAAACCUCGAUUAUCACUAA
Messenger RNA from Rhizoctonia solani, 855 nucleotides. RefSeq lists its product as uncharacterized. Bases 1 to 855 code for a protein of 284 amino acids. Lineage: Eukaryota; Fungi; Basidiomycota; Agaricomycetes; Cantharellales; Ceratobasidiaceae. The record is from RefSeq and is a predicted model, not a curated record. The transcript has 5 exons.